This is a messenger RNA of Solanum dulcamara, 1308 nucleotides long. Its product is annotated as peroxidase 12-like. Gene Ontology annotation, molecular function: heme binding; peroxidase activity. The record is from RefSeq and is a predicted model, not a curated record. Gene Ontology annotation, biological process: response to oxidative stress; hydrogen peroxide catabolic process. The transcript has 3 exons. Gene Ontology annotation, cellular component: plasmodesma; plant-type cell wall. Lineage: Eukaryota; Viridiplantae; Streptophyta; Magnoliopsida; Solanales; Solanaceae. Bases 59 to 1105 code for a protein of 348 amino acids.
UGUUGUAGCUAUCAUUGUACCAAUUAAUUAACUAAACCAAAAAUCUAUCUAGACAGCCAUGGUGUCCAGUACUGUUGCAAGUUUUCUGCUUGUUCUUGUUGCUUCUUUCUUUGUGACAGAAGCUCAGAGGCCUGCUUUAGUUAAAGGUCUUUCAUGGUCAUUCUAUCAAUCUAACUGCCCUCAACUUGAAUCCAUUAUUAGAAAAAGGCUUGAAAAACAGAUCAAGAAUGAUGUUGGCCAAGCUGCUGGCUUACUUCGACUUCAUUUCCACGAUUGCUUUGUUCAGGGAUGUGAUAGUUCAGUGUUGCUGGAUGGAUCAGCAGGAGGGCCAAGUGAGCAAACUGCAAUUCCAAAUUUGACCCUAAGAAAGAAGUCAUUCAAGAUCAUUGAUGAUCUUAGGAAAAGGAUCCAAGCUGAGUGUGGCGAAGUUGUGUCUUGCUCUGAUAUUACUGCCAUUGCUGCUAGGGACUCCGUUGUCUUGACCGGUGGGCCCAACUACGAUGUCCCCUUAGGAAGAAAAGACGGACUCAACUUCGCAACAGAACAAGCGACCAUAGACAACCUUGUCGCACCAUUUGCCAACACUACAACCGUCCUCGCUCGCCUGGCAGUCAAAGGCCUCGACGCAACCGAUGCAGUCGCCUUGUCUGGGGCCCACACUAUCGGUAUCAGCCACUGUACUUCCUUCACCGACCGUCUCUACCCGAACCAAGACUCCACAAUGGACAAGACAUUUGCUAACAACCUCAAACGUAGUUGCCCCACAGCUGACUCGAACAAUACGGUUAACAUGGACAUUCGUAGCCCUAAUGUGUUCGAUAACAAGUACUUCGUUGAUCUUAUGAAUAGACAAGGGCUAUUUACGUCCGAUCAAGAUUUGUAUACGGAUAGAAGAACUCGAGGGAUUGUUACGAGCUUUGCGGUGAAUCAAUCGUUGUUUUAUGAGAAGUUUGUUAUUGGUAUGAUUAAAAUGGGACAAUUGAACGUGUUGACUGGUGGACAAGGUGAAAUUAGGAAUAGGUGUGAUAGGAGGAACAAGGAUAAGAAGGUUGAUAUUGCAACUGUUGUUGAAGAAUUGGAGGAAACCUUCUCUGCUUUAUUUUAAGUUUAAUUAAUUAGUCUUUUGUUUUUUGUUUUGUUGUAAUAAUAAUGAGUGUCUUAGCUUAGCAUAAUAAUCACAAUAUGUUUUGUGAUGUAAUAUGCAAGAAAAUGGUGUGUUGGAUCUCUUCUUAGAAUGUUUUUUUAGCUCCAUGAUGUCAAAAUUGUGUUUACUAGUAUAUACACACACACUCUCCCUCUCUUAACCAA